AUGCACCAGCAGCAGCACCAGCAGCAGCAGCAGCAGCAGCAGCAGCAACACCAACAGCAGCAGCAGCAACAACAGCAGCAACACCAAAAACAGCAGCAGCAGCAGCACCACCACCACCAACAGCACCAGCAGCAGCACCAACAGCAGCAACAGCACCACCACCAACAGCACCACCAGCACCAACAGCACCAGCACCAGCAGCAACAGCAGCAGCAGCAGCAGCAGCAGCAGCAGCAGCAGCAGCAGCAGCAGCAGCACAUACAGCUGGCGAAUAUUUCAGUAUGA
This is a messenger RNA of Eimeria mitis, 285 nucleotides long. RefSeq lists its product as uncharacterized. NCBI's taxonomy places the organism in Eukaryota, Apicomplexa, Conoidasida, Eucoccidiorida, Eimeriidae. The record is from RefSeq and is a predicted model, not a curated record. The transcript has a single exon. The coding region runs from base 1 to 285 and encodes 94 amino acids.